This is a messenger RNA of Vespa mandarinia (Asian giant hornet), 6553 nucleotides long. RefSeq lists its product as uncharacterized. Gene Ontology annotation, cellular component: cytoplasmic vesicle. The record is from RefSeq and is a predicted model, not a curated record. NCBI's taxonomy places the organism in Eukaryota, Metazoa, Arthropoda, Insecta, Hymenoptera, Vespidae.
GAAUUAACAUCGAACCUUUUUCAUUUCAUUCCAUUAGAUAGAGAAAAUUGUAUAAAGUAAGUAUAAAGUAAGAGUGAAGUGUAAUGUUACAAUGUUACUUCAGUCUUUGAGCGAACUUCCGUGUAUGAAGUGGAACAUGAUGUAAAAAAUAAAAGAAAAAAGGAGAACGAGAAAAAGAGAGAUAGAAAAAAGAAAAGUGCAAAACAGUAUUCGAAAAACUGCGUUUUAGCACGGACUUUGAUGUCGCGUAGCGACAGAACAUAAAGGAAACGUGACGAGUGUAACCCGAUGUGAUGCACGCUAGUGAGAAAAGUAUCGCUAUGCUAUAAAAGUGCUAGAACGACGAAACCGCAAAGAUUGACAAAUGAUGAUAGUGCUUCUGUUGUGCGUCAUCAUGAAGAUAGCAGAAUUCUCUGCUGGUCGCGUGAGUCCGUCACUUCAACCAUCGCGACGUCGACAACGGCCACGAAAAAAGCCACCGCCAUCACCACCAUUGCGACAACAUGAACAACAGCAAUCACCCUCCUUGUCCUGUCGUAAACGACAGGAUUGGAAUUAUUAUCGAGUUCCAUGCGAUAAAUGCAUGUAUUUUCUUCAGAAACAGUGUGCAGGCAAAGGAGCUGCAGUCAUGGAAGAUCCGCAAACACCAGGAUCGGAUUGCAAUUCCAAUCCUGCAACAGAUUCUAUGCAGCAAGAUCUUAUUGGUUCAGACUUUAUACAAGACAAUGUGGAAUAUCAGUGGUGUACAGAUUAUGGAUACAAAGAUGGAGGAUUACAUGUCCAUCCUAGUGUUCUGUCUUCACUCUCUGCAUCAUAUUCCCGGGAAGAUGUGGGUUAUUAUGAUGACCUGUCUCGUAAUUUGGAUGCUAAUUUAGCAGAAAUUGAUAUGGAAAGUUUUCGUAGUGCAGACAUCCACACUCUUCUUACUGCUUUACCAGUUAUGUGUACUGAUCCAGUUCAACAUUCAGAGUUUAACUAUCAAAGGGAACGUUAUGCCAGUAUAUCUGGCUCCGUCAUGGAAAAACUUGACAUCGGUUCUUCAAUCAGCCCACACACCAGCAGCCAGGGAGAAGAAUCUGCUUGUUCAACAACUGAUACAAUGUCUAUAUGCAAAUCAUCAUUAUUAUUCUCUCCUGUGAAAGAAACACCUGUGCUACCCCCAGCAGGUAGUUACAGUGUAGAUUCAUUGGACUGUGAAGAUAUGCUGUUAACUUGUCAAGCAAAUAAUAAAAAUAAUUAUACUAUUGCUUUUGAAGGUAGUAUUACAAUGUACUCUGAUAGUUCUCCAGAUUUCGAAAAUCAAGAAAAACCAGAAACAUACGAAGUACCAGAAACUUACUACAAAAAAAAAGGGUUACGAAGAACUAUAUUAGAUUCGUCAAUGGUGUGUUCUGAUUCUAAAAUAUAUACUACUUGGAGUAAUUUAAAACAUUCUUCCAUGAAUAAGGUUAUAACUCGACAUCCUUCGGGCAAUAACAAUACCAUUCCAAAUUUUUUACAUGGGACAGGAAAUACAACUAUAUCUAUGAAUAAAAGGAGUCAAAGCUUACCAGAUCUUACACGAAUUCAAGAAUCACCUACUAAUAUUCAUCUCAAUUUUUCUGUUGAUUCUGCUGAAUCAAAUAACCACCCAUUACAAUCACACAAUUCAGGCUCUGCAAUGAGUCGAUCUGUAAAUGAAGAAAAUUCCGAUGGUAGUGGAAAUAUUUGUUCUGGGAAAAAGUUACAAAAUCUAAGCCUAGUAAAAUUGUUUAUGAAACAAAAGAGUAUGAGCGCUGAAGGAAUGAGUCUUACUUUGGAUCAAUCUGAUUCCAUCAGUGAUAGUGGUUGGCCUACAAGCAAUAGUGCUAGUGAUAGUGGAACUAAUACAAAUACACAAAUACAGCGACAAAAUAUAAAUACAUGUACUCGCCCACUUCCUGAAAAAGAUUUUUCUAUAAAUUGGGUUCGUAGUGAUUGUUAUAAUAAUAAAGAAGUAGAAAGUCAAAAAGAUAAGUUGGCUGACAUUCCAAAUACUUUUACAACCAAUAAGGAAAAUAAAGAUGACAUGAUUUCAUCUGCCUCGGUCGAAGAAUUGUCGGAAAGCAUAACUAAAUCAGAACUCGUACAUGACAGUGAUAUCGAACAAAUAGAUUUUGAAAUUUCACAGGAUGACUUGGAAUGCCAUUCAAAACAUUUACGGGUUUUUCAGGAAAAUAAAUCUGUAAUAUCUAAAACAACAGGAAUUCAAGCAAUGGUCGAAACAGAAGAUAACGAAGUGCAAACGUCACUAAUUUACAAAGUACCUGCAGAAAGAGAUAGCCCUUCUAUACGGGAAACGAUAGUUAAUAAAAGGCCUGUUUAUGUUGUAUAUCCUAAUUAUACGUUACCAGAUCUUUCAUUUCUUAAUAUUAAAGAUACGAAAUUAGACAAUGUAGCAUUAAAGCCUCAAUAUUAUGAUAAAAGUAAGCCAGGAUGGAAACAUUCAAAUAGAUGCAACAGACCGUUCUCUUGUAACGAUAUCGAUGCGCUUAAACAACGUGGAUUUUCACACGUUAAGGAUUGGGAGUCGCUAACAUUCCUUUUACCUACUGAAUAUAAAAAAAUAUUACAUGAUGUGCCAGAAGUUUCAGAGCAUAUCAAUAUCAAUGAACAAACUAAAAAACCAUUGUUUUGUUUAUCUCCCCCAAUGCGACAUAAAACAAGACCAAUAAGUGAACUUAUACCAAAUAAUACUUCCUCAACUAGUAGUACUGCUACGCAGCCAUCUUCUGGAUAUCGAGGCUCAUCUACGAUCUUGACGGAUUCCUCUACAAAUCAGCAGCUACUUCCUAAUAAUGUAGCUAAUCCAUUAUACCUGUAUCGCUAUGAUAGCAUUAGUUCUGAAGCAAGUUUAGUGAGCAACGAUAAGAAAAUUCAUAGAACUGUUAAUCAAGCAAAGCAAACCUAUCCUAAUUUACCUAAACGGUCCAUUUCAUUACCUUAUGGAGAUAGAGAAUCUGAUUGCUGCAAUGGCAAAGUGCCACCAAGACCUCCUUUACCAAGAAGUAUCUUAAGAAAGAAUAAAGUUCCCACAAGUAAGAGAUACAGUAUGUUUGAAAUGGGAGGAGUGGAAGAAGUGGAAGAUCAGUGUCCUGAACCAAAUAAAAGAAUGUCGUUACAAGAACCAUAUUAUAUGAAUAAUGAUUUACAACUAUUAUGCCGCGGGAGAAUUAUCGAUUCAGAAAAAGAUGUUGACGAAACAGAAGAAAAAUGUAAUACAGAGAGACUGAAUGAAGUUGUUAAUAAUACGAACGUAGAUUAUGAAACUUCUCAAAAUAGUGAAGAUGAUAUAAAGCAAUUAGAAGAAUUUUUAAAACGUAGUGGUUUAUCGUCAGAAAGUAGCGAAGGAGAUAAUGAAGAUCCCGAAGUUAAAUUAAGAUCGUACGUGAGAAAAUUUUUAGCACUUAGAAUGAAUAAAGAUGUAGUCAAAAACAUUGAUAUGGCUGAAUCACAAAAAAAGACUGUCAGUUUUGCUUUACACGAAAAAAAACGAUAUUCAGAUGAAAAGCCAAAUAAUGCAAAUGCUCCGACGAAUGAGCACAAUAAAGAUAGAUGUUUUCAGGAUCUAAACAAAGAAAUCAAUUCUGAGAACAAAGUGGAUUUAGAAGAAAAACGAAAUAUGAUAUCAUCCACAAGCAAAGCUGUUGACUUACUACUCAAAUAUUGGAAUGCUGAACCUACUAAUGGUCGACAAAAUUAUAAUGAUAAAAAUGAAUGUGCACAACUUUGUUUGAGUAAUCUCUGUCCAACUUUGUAUGCUAUAAUGUCAGAUGGUCUAAAAUCACAUUUGCAGUCUACUUUUGGUCCAAUAGCAAACAGUGUAUGGCAAGUUGUUGAGGCUUCUGCUCAGCAAGGGCCACUUACAAAGACAUUGAACGAGUUAGUUCAAAAGAUUAAUGGCGAAGAUAUUAUUACUGAGGGAAUGCUUAAAUUUCAUGCAUUUGUAUUUGGUCUGUUGAAUUUGCGAGCUUUGGAUGCUUGGUUUGCAUAUUUAUGUACAAGAGAAUCGAUUUUACGGAGACAUUAUAACAGUAAUAGUUUAUUUACCGGAGCAUUAGCAAAUACCGACGUUCGAGAAGUUGUUGAUAAUUUAUUAGAUAUUUUACAUCCUCUAGCAUUUUGCCCAUUUCAGCUUGAUCUUUUAUACCAAUAUCGACAAUUACAUAAUAGUUUCGGUAAUAUGAACAAUUAUAAUAUAGAUGGACUAAAUUUUAGAAAUGUUGAUUUACUUCAAAAAGAUCAUCAUUUUGAAAAAGCAGAUAAUUGUGGAACUGUAUUAAGUCCAAGAAAAAUACGUCCACGGUCUUGCGUUAAUGUUUAUAAUGAUUAUGACGAUAAGUCUAUCAUUGCACAUAAAACUGAUCUUGAAAAUGUUGUAAAAAAACGUUUUAACAACACUGUCGGGACAAAAGUAUUGCAUGGUUUAGAAAAAUUAGCUUCCGAAGAUUCCGAAGAUUAUACUGAUAGCCUUGAACAUUCUCCAUUGAAUAGAGGGGCAACAAAACAAAUGAUUCCUAUUAAAUCAUUAAGUCCAGAUUCUAAAAUGGACGAUGAAGAUACAAUUACUGGAGAAACUAAAUUUAGGAAACUGCAAGAAAAAUGGGAAUUGAUGAUUGGGAAAGAAGAAACUGGAAAAAACCAACCGGGAACGGCAUUACCCUUAUCGCCUAUGCGAACACCUGCGAAUUUGGGAAAAUCAAAAAUACCACGACUUUUAACAUCACCUAUUAAACAACCAAAUGUAGCAAUAGGAUCUGUAAAAACUGUUAAGUCUCCUAUCUCUGGAAUACCUUCUUUGAAAAAGCCGGUUACAUUAUCAACUACCAAAACAGUAUUAAUGAAACCAAUAGAAACAAGGGGGAAAAGUAUACAAGAAACACGACGUACGAGUCGUGUAGAUCAAGACAUAGUCGGAACAUCGCGGGCUCAUUUGUCACGACCUAGCUCUUUACCUUAUAAAUCCUAUGGAGUUAUGUCGAAAGAGAAGAAUCUCCUAUCUCCUCAAAGACGAGCUGCUUCCACAUCUCUACCAAGGCCAAAUACAAUUACACGUAAUCCUCCGAGGAAACAACCGCUAAAAUUAGUAAAAUAACGCUACGUCCAUCUCGAUUCCAGAGAGGUUCGCACAGUUACAAAUAGGGUACCAUCGAAUAAUGGGCAUCUGUCAUUUGCAGAAGGUGAAAGAUUGAAAGUUAUAUUAGAAAUUGAUAAUAAAUGGUUAUUGUGUGCAAGAGGUGAUAGAAAAGGUUUGGUUCCGAGAAUGUGUGUGCAUACUAUUCAGACUUAGCCCUUCUAUUGAUAUUAAUGAGAUUCUUGAGAGUAAAUUGAUUAAGAAAAAGUGAAAGUGAUGUGCUUUGAAUGAAUGCAAAAAAAGAUUAAUUAAAUGGUGUCGUAUGUACAGUGUAUUAAAGAAAAGGCAUAGUAUAUGAUUUUGAAAUUAUAAUUUAGUGAUAUUGCUUGCGAAGUCACUGUUUAAAGCUUCGUUUGCAUAGACUCGUGAUAGUAUUACCACUCAUAACGCCAUUGACAAACCAGCCCGACUGCUUUUUAUUUCUGGUCCGGCCAGCGCAGCGACUUCUGGACGCCUGUGAAAAAGCUUCGCAUUUUCACAAUAUUGACGAUCGGCAACUUUUUACGUUCGUCUCCCCAUUUUCGAUCUGAACCCCGCUGGGGCUCGCACACCCCCAAAUCUCCGUUAGUUUUAUCAUCAUGCUAAUUAUUAUGCAUUACCAUUACAUAUUAUUAAUUUUGCAUAAUAGCUACACUUGUUUUACUUUUGCUUUUAUGCGUUAGGCACGACCGCUACUAUAUACAAUAUUUUAAUGUUAAAAUACAAUUAAAUUAAUGAUUGAAAAUUAUUUUAAGAAUUGAACAAUUUAUUUGAAAUUUUAAGCAGAAUUUUACAUUAUAAUAGAUAAAAUAUAGAAUUCUAAUUCUAUCAAAAAUUUUUCUUUGUGAUGACUAUAAAGACACCCUGAUGGUGAUAGUGGUCGUGACUAAAAAAUAUUAGAGGUUCUGCUAGUCAUAAGCUUUUAAAACCUCAUUAUAUUUAAAUGAACAUAUACCUAUUUAUAACUAAAAUGUACAUAUAUACAGUAAUAUGAUGAUAAAGACACAACGGUCAUAUAUAAUAUAAUAACUUAUAAUAUUAUGAAUGUAACUGUGAUCAUAGCAAAUAGGUGCAUAAGUUGAUUGAUGCGAAUGUGCGAAAAAAUUUCGUUUGAUUUUUUAUGUAAUUUUAAUAUUUCAAUCACGUCCAAUUUUCAUAAAACAUCAAUAUAUCGGUUUUAUUUAGCAUAUAAAUUAUUACCAUGUCGUGCGCUUAUGAAUCGCAAUAAUCACAUUUUUUUACUUGCUUCAUGUAUUUCUUAGUAUGUGACAGCAUACAGUGUAUUCAAAUAAAAUCUAUUAUAAUGACAUAUAUAUCACUGUACAUUUCUUUGCGCAGUGAUACGUUCCCUAUAGCAUAUUUUAAAGGUAUGAUAAGUAUUAAUAUAAAUAGAAAGCAAUGAUAAUAAUGAUAAAAAAAAAA